AGCAAACUCUUGUGGCUGUUCGACGUAAAAUUUACUUUUACAACAAACUCACGUAAAAUGCUGCGAAAGACCAAGUUAAAAAUAAACAACAAAUGUCGAACCUGCCCGCGAACAGACAACUUUCUAGGAAUAUCGGUGAAUGGCUUUUCCGAAACCCACGAGGAGCCGAUUUAUUUGAUGCUAGUCUACUGCACCCAAAUGCAGUUCUCACCGAACGACGCACUUCCGCAGCGAGUAUGCCCGGACUGUUUGGCGACACUCGACACUGCCUACGGCUUCUGGAAGCAAUGCCGCCAAAGGGAAGCCCAACUCCGUAGAGCAAUAUCGGGCGGAACUCGUACGUCGUUUCCGGAAGAGCUGUCAGAGCCGGAAGAUCAACCCGUUCCAGAAGCUCCGCCAGUGCCUGAAGUAGCACCGGCAGAGACGGCUGCCCCGACUCCCCAGAGCUUCUGGUGCUGCUUCCGCAAGUGUCCCACGGUGACGACGAGCUUGGCCGACAUGGAGCAGCACGCCCAGCAGGAUCAUUUCGCAGAUCGGGUCGCGAACGAGGUACAGCGAGCGCCGAAUCGCGAACACGUUUGUUCCGUGUGCUGUGCCGGAUAUGCGUCGCUCGGCAGCUUGGAGUACCAUCGGAUGAUUCAGCUGGGGAUUCGGUCAAAGUUUGGUGUUAGCGCAGGUGAGACAACUGAGAAACAGCAGGACGGGGAGAAGGAGGAGGAGACGAAGCAGCAGGAAUCGGCAAUGGAUUUUGAAGUGUCGGAUGCGGCAGACGAGCUCGCUACCAACAGUACGAUGCCGUUCGAGAUCGUUCCAAUUAAAGAAGAAUCAUAUAUAAGCGAUGAGCAAGACGAGAGUGUGCAAGAUGCGCUCAAAUGUGAAGCGGAAAAGUUUGAUUGUCCUCACUGCGGAGUGGAGACUCUCUCAGAUGAGGAAAAACAACGCCACCUGGUGUGCGAAUGUCCAAUUCUGCACCAUCAAGAAGGGAGUUCAAAGGUUCAGAGCCUCUCCAAACAAUGUCCCCGUUGUCGAAGGCCCUUCAACACCAGCGAAGGCCUCGAACGACACAUUUCGUUGUGCACGGCAGACAAACCUGACGCAAAACUCACUUGUCCAAACUGUGGCAGCGUGUUCAACGCAAAGGCCAACCUUUCCCGGCACCUUAAGAUCGGGGCCUGCCUUCGUGAUCCGUACCAGUGCAAGUAUUGCUUUGAAAAGUUGCCCGACAUGAAAAGCCUAAACCGGCACUGCAAGGUCGAAUGUCGCGCCAUGCUGAACACGGAACCCAACGGGAUUAAAAUGAAGUGUCACUGCGAGCACUGUGGAAAAGGCUUCCGCACGAAGGCACUGCUGCGCCGGCAUCAAAUCGUUGACGGAUGUGGCGCGGAGGAUCGGAUGGCGAAAACGGUUAAAGACCCGAAAAAGAUCCAGUGUCCUUACUGCUUUGAGCACUUUAUCUUGAAAAACUUGAAGCGCCACUUGCAGCAGCAUUGUCUGGUUCUGUUGGAAAAACAAGUGGAAGCGAAGCGUGCAGCUGCGGCGUUGGCGCAGGACGCGACGAGUGGGACGCGCUAAGGGAGAUCGUUGAAUGGUAUUUAGUUAAAUAAAUGAAUGAGUACUGGA
This is a messenger RNA of Culex pipiens pallens (northern house mosquito), 1620 nucleotides long. RefSeq names its product zinc finger protein 729-like. Gene Ontology annotation, cellular component: nucleus. Gene Ontology annotation, biological process: regulation of transcription by RNA polymerase II. The record is from RefSeq and is a predicted model, not a curated record. The transcript has 2 exons. Lineage: Eukaryota; Metazoa; Arthropoda; Insecta; Diptera; Culicidae. Gene Ontology annotation, molecular function: zinc ion binding; DNA-binding transcription factor activity, RNA polymerase II-specific; RNA polymerase II transcription regulatory region sequence-specific DNA binding. Bases 58 to 1572 code for a protein of 504 amino acids.